This is a messenger RNA of Ixodes scapularis (black-legged tick), 2121 nucleotides long. Its product is annotated as disintegrin and metalloproteinase domain-containing protein 10. The transcript is spliced from 7 exons. Gene Ontology annotation, biological process: membrane protein ectodomain proteolysis; Notch signaling pathway. The record is from RefSeq and is a predicted model, not a curated record. Gene Ontology annotation, cellular component: plasma membrane. The coding region runs from base 1 to 2121 and encodes 706 amino acids. Lineage: Eukaryota; Metazoa; Arthropoda; Arachnida; Ixodida; Ixodidae. Gene Ontology annotation, molecular function: metalloendopeptidase activity.
AUGGCAAAGGUCUGCUUGCUGCUGGCCACGCUCCAGAUGCUCUGCCUGCUCGGAGUCUCGUCGGAGCUGAGCGACUUCGUCACCAAGUACGAGAGGGUCCGCAUGCACUCCUUCACGGUGCCCACCACCAAGGGCGUCGACUCGAUGAGCGUCAAGCAGGAAUCCCAGGGCGGGUACAGGGUGUCCUUCGAGGCGUACGGCCAGAAGUUCAACCUCUCCCUCGCCGAGGACCCGAGGCACAUGAAUCGGAUCCCGGUGUACGUACACAACAACAGCGGCGUCUCGCGGGUCUCGUAUGACUCCGACUACACCAUCUACAUCGGCAGGCUGGAGGACAACCCCAGGUCCGAGGUCAUGGGCUACUUCCGCGACGGCAUCUUCGACGGAGUCAUCCGGACCGAGAGCAACGUGUACUUUGUCGAGCCGGCCGACAACUUUUUCCUUGAGAAGCAGAACUACGACGCCGUCGUCUACUCCGGCAUGGAAGUCAUGGCGCCCGACUGCAUCACCAUGGACGGCGGCGUGAGGGCCUGCUUCCAGAACAAGACGCACGCGUACGGACCAUCCAAGAUGCUCCAGCGGCUGCCCGCCGAGGACGUGCUCACGCGGAUGAGCGCGCAAAGGGUCAAGGAGUUUGGCAAGGGAUCCAGCCUGAGGGUGUGCGGCAUCGAGCUCCUGGCGGACCACUCGUUCUACCGGUCCCGCAACCGCAACAUCAACCUGGUAGUCCAGGAGAUGAUUCUGCACCUGCACUACGCCGACCUGGUCUUUCGCAACACUGACUUCAACCUGCCUUUCCGGAUCGGUCUCAUUCCAGAAAAAGUGACCAUUUUCACGGACCCCAGCACGAAGGGCUACCCUCUGGGUCAGGAGGACCUUUCCGCCAAGGACUACCUGGCCAGCUUCUCGUUCUACGUGCAGCGGCACUGUCUCGUGGUCGGCUUCUCCCACCGACCCUUCGAGAGUAACACGCUGGGCAUUUCAUUCGUGGCCAAUCCCGACCCGGAGGGCCCCGUGGGCGGCAUCUGCGAACUGCCGAUGCGCUUCAUCGACCAGGACACCAUCCACAGCUUCAACAUCGCGUCGAUCACGACGAGCACGUCGAACCGCAAGCGCGUCCCGCACGGCGUCUCGUUCGGCACGGUGACUCACGAGAUCGGCCACAGCUUCGGCUCGCCCCACGACCCGGCCGCUGACCCCUCGUGCCACCCGAUCGGCAAGUCCGGCUUCUUCAUCAUGGUCAAGUACUCGGUGGACGGGUCCCUGCCCAACCACCGGGCCUUCUCGCCCUGCUCCGUCCGAGACAUGCGCAAGGUCGUCAAGGCCAAGGGGACCUGCCUGGCAGAGGACGGUGCACGCUGCGGGAACGGCAUCAUCGAGCCCGGCGAAGAGUGCGACUGCGGCUCGGAGGCGACCUGCGAGACCCUGGACCCCUGCUGCAGCCCGGCGUCCUCGUCUAGCCUCUCCAUCCACGACGCCCUGGGGGACCUGACCGCCUCGAGCGACCACCCGUGCACCAUCCGCAGGACCGGUGGCAGCACGUGCAGUCCCAGGUCUUCCGCCUGCUGCAACGAGCAGUGCGGGGCGAUGGUGCUCUCCACCGGUCACAACACCUCCUGCCGGCCUUUCGAUGAAUGCAUGGCAUCGGGCAUUUGCGACGACAAGGGAGUCUGCCGACCGAUUGCUCCACGGAACGACGGAUUCCCGUGCAAGGGCACCAAGAAGACGUGCCGGCGGGGCAAGUGCCAGUCGACCCCGUGUCAGGACCGGGGCAUGCUGGACUGCGUGUGCGUGGACGAGGGCCGCUACGGCAACAACGAGUGCCACAUCUGCUGCCGGAACGGGACCCACGCGGCAUGCAUGCCGGCCAUCGAGCACGGCCUUAAGUCGCUCGACGGCAGGCUCUUCGUACAGCGCUCCGAUUAUUUCUGCCACGGACGCCGGGGACAGUGCGACGGGUUCGGCAUCUGCAUCGUGUCGCCCACGAUUUCGCACAGCAGCACGACGAGCGGAGGGGCCGCCAACCUUGUGGGGACGGCACCUGCCUUUGCAAGCUUCCUAACGUCCCUCCUGAUUUUGCUGCUCGGCACGCUGGCGCGGCGGAUCGGCCCCCUGAGCUGA